CUUCAAUUCAGCGUCGCAUUCCAUACAAAGACCACUGGUUUGGCGGAGUUAAUCUGAGGAUUGUUGGUUUUGAUCCCGGUAUUACUCUGGAAUUGUCCGCGCAAAAGGGUGUCUUGACAGAGCGCCAUCAUCAGCAAUUUGAGAUACCGCAGCAUACGUCACCCUCAUUAUGUCUCAAUCACUUCGCCCGUACCUCCAGUGCGUUCGGUCCUCGCUGACUGCUGCACUUGCGGUGUCCAACUUUGCGUCUCAAACGGCCGAGAGACAUAACGUCCCCGAGAUCGAAGCCCAGAGCUCCCCCGAACUCCUCCUCAACCCCCUUACGAUUUCGCGCAAUGAGAACGAAAAGGUGUUCAUUGAACCUAGCGUGAACAGUGUCCGUGUCAGCAUCAGGAUAAAGCAGGCGGAUGAAAUUGAGCAUAUCUUGGUCCACAAGUUUACCCGGUUCUUGACACAGCGUGCCGAGUCAUUCUUUAUCCUGCGGAGGAAGCCAGUAAAGGGUUACGACAUCUCGUUCCUGAUCACGAACUUCCACACGGAGGCCAUGUUGAAACACAAGUUGGUGGACUUCAUUAUUCAGUUCAUGGAAGAGGUCGAUAAGGAGAUCUCGGAAAUGAAGCUCUUCUUGAAUGCUCGUGCUCGGUUCGUUGCCGAAUCGUUCUUGACACCGUUUGAUUAAAUGCCGUUACAGCGCUCCUCUUCCUACCAUCAGAUUAUUGCCCAGCAGCUAUUGCACGGACGAUCUAGGCUGGUGCCGGGGGUGGCAUUGGUGCUCGAUGCUUUAUUCCCUUACCUAGAUCUACAAUAUUAUUCGAAACUUAAGCUUGCAGCAUGCUCCUAUUUUAUACUUGCCGCCCGGCAUCUGGAUCUGAAUUCAGCAUGCUGUCCGUCCAGGCAGGCAGUAAUAGUGUAAGAGAUACAAUCU
Molecule: messenger RNA, 925 nt
Organism: Aspergillus candidus
Lineage: Eukaryota; Fungi; Ascomycota; Eurotiomycetes; Eurotiales; Aspergillaceae
Product: actin-related protein 2/3 complex subunit 4 family protein
Exons: 5
Coding region: 170-679 (169 amino acids)
Biological process (GO): actin filament polymerization; Arp2/3 complex-mediated actin nucleation
Cellular component (GO): actin cytoskeleton; Arp2/3 protein complex
Molecular function (GO): actin filament binding
Source: RefSeq, a predicted model, not a curated record